Molecule: messenger RNA, 504 nt
Organism: Adineta ricciae
Lineage: Eukaryota; Metazoa; Rotifera; Eurotatoria; Adinetida; Adinetidae
Source: the annotation of a GenBank genome assembly
AUGUCGAAAAACUUUUCGAUCGAUGCAUUACUUAACAAUGUUGAUCAUGAAAACAAAACUUCGCCAAUGUUCUAUGUCAAUCCAUUAUUUCAAACAUUCUUACAUCAAUUACAACUCGAACAAACGAAAACACUAAAUCAAUUGUCGCAUAGUCUCACAACCAGUGAUAGUGAUGAAGAUGACAAUUCGUCUGUUUCAUCGAUUAACAAAACUACAAACAGUUCGUCAUCAGCUCGCCGAAAACGCACUGCUUUUUCCAACGAACAACUAAUUGAACUCGAAGCGGAAUUUCAACAGAAAAAGUAUCUUUCACUGGUUGAACGCUCUCAAAUCGCUCGUUCGUUGCAUCUAUCCGAAAUUCAAGUGAAAAUAUGGUGGCAAAAUCGUCGCGCCAAAUGGAAACGAAUCAAAGCUGGCCAACUCCGUCAGUUUUCCACACAUUGUGAAAACAAUAAGAUCCUCUGUCCUAUACCAGUACAUGUGAAAAAACCUUUUACUUCUUAA